AUGUGAAGUGUCAAAUUCUUAUUGACAAAAAAAUAUUUUUUUCAGAAUUCGAAAAUUCUGAAAAUUAUUGUAUAAUUGUUUACGAUUACGUUACGCAAACGUUGUAGGAUUAUCUGAAUAAUUUCCCAGAAUGUUGAAUUAAUAUAAAAGUUUCUCUGUAAACUCCUAUGUGUUACCAAUAUUAUUAUUAUUCUCAUUCGGUGUUUCCUGUUUUUAAUGAUUUCUUGUCUUGUUUUGCCGCACGAUAAAUAACAAAAUACACGAUGAGGAUUCGGAAGUUAGGUGCGAUGUUCUGCGUCAUGUGCAUCCUGGCAGGCUGCUUCAUCCUCUAUGUGGUAAUGGACUUAGGCUUCUCACAGGAAAAAACCAAGCCGGCCCCAGACCUUGAAUAUAGUAAAUGGGAAUUUUUAAGUGAAAAAGUCCACCGCAUGGAGGCUGAGCUGGACAAGAGCCACAAGGUAGUUAAAAAUAUAAGAGAAAUGAUAAAACAAAUGGAUGCUCAUGAGGAGAGGGAAGAAGACAAGGCAGUACUCUCACCCCCUAAAGAGGACUCCAAGGAACGGCGGGAAAGGGAGUCUAAAGUAGUUGUUGAUGAGCCACCAAGACAGAAGAUAUUCUCCAAGUUUGAUCAAGCCACUUGUCCAGUGCAGAAAACAAGUGUUCCCAAAACUGACAUUCAGAUGCUGUCGAUGUACGACAGGAUAAUGUUUGAUGACCUGGAUGGCGGUGUGUGGAAACAGGGAUGGGACAUCAGAUACGAGUCCAACCAAUGGAACCAGAAACAUAAAUUAAAAGUAUUCAUUGUACCACAUUCACAUAAUGACCCAGGAUGGCUGAAGAAGUUCGAGGAGUACUACAAGACCUCGACGCGCGCCAUCUUCCAGAACAUGGUGGCGAAGCUGCCCGAGGGAAGCGGCAGGAGGUUCGUGUGGGCGGAGACCAGCUACCUGGCGCUGUGGUGGGAGACCGAUGCUACUGCUGAGGAGAAGAAGGCUUUUGAGAACCUCCUAAAAGCGGGUAACAUAGAGGUGGUGACGGGCGGCUGGGUGAUGAACGACGAAGCCAACUCCCACUGGAUGUCCGUGGCCCAACAACUCACUCAGGGUCACCAGUGGCUGCUCAAGAACCUCAAUUAUCUGCCGAAGAACGCGUGGUCUAUUGAUCCGUUUGGUUAUUCGAGCUCGCAACCCUACUUGCUGAAGUUAGCAGGGUUCGAGAAUUCGGUUAUACAGAGGGUGCACUACAGGGUUAAGAAAGAGCUGGCUCAGCAUAAGCAGUUGGAGUUCAAGUGGAGACAGACUUGGGACGGCGUCGGCAAGACGGAUAUGUUUACUCACAUGAUGCCGUUCUACUCGUACGAUGUGCCACACACAUGCGGACCCGAUCCGAAGGUGUGCUGUCAGUUUGAUUUCAUGAGGUUCCCGGGCAGCGGUGUGCGGUGCCCGUGGGGCGUGGCUCCUCUGAAGAUUAUCGAGAAGAAUGUACGAGAAAGGUCCAACUUAAUCCUCGACCAAUGGCGCAAGAAGGCGCAACUGUACCGCAGUAAUGUCGUCCUUGUCCCACUCGGUGACGACUUCCGGUACGACACCAGGAUAGAGUGGGACAACCAGUACUCCAACUACGAGAAGCUGAUCGACUACAUCAAUAAUGAGGACUCUUGGAAUGCUGAGGUCCAAUUCGGCACCCUACAAGACUACUUCAAGGCGGUGCACGAGGAGACAAAGAUGGCGGACAUGCCGUCUCUGUCCGGCGACUUCUUUACGUAUGCUGAUCGCAACCAGCACUACUGGAGCGGGUACUACACGUCGCGGCCGGCCCACAAGAACAUGGAUCGGGUGCUGCUGGGCUAUGUGAGGGCAGCAGAGAUCAUAACCUCCCAAGCGUUAUUCUCCGGAGUAGUAGACCGCGUCAUCAGCCUGCAGCUCAGAGACAAGCUGGAGACGGCGCGGCGCGCGCUGGCGCUGUUCCAGCAUCACGACGGCAUUACUGGCACUGCCAGGGACGCUGUGAAGGAGGACUAUGCGGAGAAAAUGCUAGCAGCAAUAGAAGCAUGCCAAGCGACCAUCCAGCAAUCCGCGUACAACCUGCUCGGCCAACCCCAGAUAGUAGAACAGACCCAGAAGGACAUUUACUUCGAAGUGGACGACAUCUGGUGGCACAACAACAUCCCGACGCGAAUCACUCUGGCGAUUGAUUACCUGUCGCCGGCCAAACGAGUGGUGUUGUACAAUCCGCUCACGUUCCGCAGGCAGCAGGUCGUGUCGGUGUUUGUCACUAAUCCUAAUGUUGAGGUAUUCGACCCGGAAGGCCAGCCGAUGACAGCGCAAGUCUCCCCCGCGGUCUCCACGCUGCUCAAGGUGUCGCUGACGACGGGCAAGUUCGAGCUGUCGUUCCUCGCCACUGUGGACCCGCUGUCCAUGGCGGUUUAUACUGUGAAGCUGCGGGAGGAGAAUAAGAUUAAUAAAUACACGUCAUUCGCAAAAGUGCGCGUAAUCAACGCAGACUACUGGUCGGUGGACCUGCCGGAGAUGUUCGCCGUGGAGACCACGCCUCGUCUCAACGAGAACAUCACUAUCCAGGCGGGGAACAGCACUAGAGUGGUGACGGAUGCCAAUGGCUUGAUUAGAGCCAUCGUCACUAGGGAUGGGAAAGUCACGCCGGUUCAUAUGGAGUUUGUUCACUACGGCAGCCAAAAGGGGCAAGACAACAACAGCGGCGCGUACCUCUUCCUGCCGGACGGGCCGGCGCGCGCGGUGCGGGCGAGCCCGUACCCGGAGGCCGUGCUCAUAUCCGGUCCGGUUAAAGCCACGCUGUCCGUCGCGUAUGUCGCUGAGCACGUUGCUACUAUUACACCUGCGAUAACCGUCUACAAUAACCCGAGCCUCCCUCACGCUGAAGUGGAGAUCACCAACACGUUCCUGCUGGACCCCGCGGCGGACAACCUCGAGCUCGCCAUGCGUUUCUCCACCGUCAUAGCCAAUGGGGACGAGUUCUUCACUGACUCUAAUGCUAUGCAGAUGAUAAAGCGCAAGCGUUUCUCCAAACUCCCUCUGCAAGCGAACUUCUACCCUCUGCCGAGCGCCGCGUAUAUACAGGAUGACGCCGCCAGACUCACGCUGCUCACGUCCACGCCGCUCGGCGUGGCUGCGCUGAAACCUGGACAGAUUGAGAUAAUGCACGACCGUCGUCUCAGCAAGGACGACAACCGCGGGCUGAACCAGGGCAUCACGGACAACGUGCAGACCCGACACACCUUCCGCCUGCUGCUGGAGCCCGCCGCGCCCUGCCAGGCCAAGACACCCCCCGAGCACCCAUCAGGCCAGCUGACCCUCGGCGCGCACGUCUCACAGCAAUCCCUCCUCCAGCCCGUCAUAGUGAUGCACUACGCGGACGCGGCCGCCACCGCCGCGCCAAGUUAUAAACCAUAUAGUGAUGUGGCCAUGCCGGGGGCUGAUGUGGUACUGGCGGCGUACAAUGGAUUUGUUAAUGCUAAGGACAAGUCCGGGGCGGUGUCUCGCGGCGCGGGGCUCACCUUCCAGCGCGUGUUUCUGGAGACCUGCUACGGGGACGGCGGCGUCGCUGUCUACUACCCGCCCGGCAGUGGACAGGUGUAUCUGCCGCACUUAACUCCAGUUCUAAAUCCGGACCAGAUGUUUGAGAGCACCUUGACAUUCAACCAGAUCAAGGAACCGAUCCCCGACGGAAUUUUGAACCUUUGUCCAAUGGAAAUAAGGUCCGUUUUCCUAAAGAAAAGUGCCGACACAACGUAGGGUAGCGAUGUGUAUUGAUAGGUAAACUAAUGUUAAUGUAUUUUUAUUUAUUACGUCCCAGAAUUGUUGAUAACACUUAUAUAAACAGACUAGUAUAUAGAGUUUGAGAGUUAAAUAGAUGAAUAAAACUUAAAAAAGUGUGCUGUGACAUUAUAAUAAGCCAAAAGACGUAAAAUUUACAAAGCCGUAUAAAUUUGUUUUACAUAAUAUUAAAAGCAAAUUAUUAAUUAUAGUAUCGACUCAACGCAAAAUUUCUGUCUUUUUGAGCUAGAUCUUUCAGGCUUUCAAUUUCCUGUUAGGUCGUUACUGUACCCAACAACUGAUAAUAUUAGUAAAUAAAAGACAGGGACUGGCAAACUUUUGCGUAGAUAUGCCACGCGUUUGGAUAAGCUAAGCUUACGAGUAUUAAUUGGUUGUGUUGAGGUAAGCUCAAAAUUCCCUUAACGCAUUUUGAUAAUGAAUAUAAAAAUCUGCAAAAAAUCUUAUGACUGUUUUAUAAAAGGUAAAAAAGUUAGGCUCUUGUUUAGGCGUUUUGUAUGAAACAUAGGAUUUUAGAUGUAUGAUAGAUAGUCUUGCACAAAACGUGUAGUGUAGGUACUUAGAUAAGUGCUGUGCAAAAUCUAAGACGAAAUUUGUUGACUGAAAAUAAAUAAAUUCUUAAUUAAACUUCGUACCAGUUUAAAAAGUAUAAACAAUAAUGCGUCUGGUAUAGUAUUAUACAAUACUUAAAAAUAUUAUUAAUGCAUUUCAAAAAAAUAUUUAUUGACAUUUACAUUACUAACGCGGCGGUCCAUAUAUGAAUGAACUUUCGUGUUUUUGUUACUUACUUAUGUUUUUCACAAGAAGUGUGGAAUUUACGAAAGGCAAUGAUAAUGCGAUGCAUGGAUUGGUUUUUUCUAGUAUUUUAGUAAUCAUCGUUAUCUAGAAACUGAACGGUGUGGCGAUCUCAACCAUAGCUCGUAAUAAUUUGUCGUGGUCAGUUGGACUUGGACACGAUUGUCUAUGCCAAUUGUUUAUCUGGAAGUACCUAUUAUAUUAUCUACUAAUAAAGACACAUUUGUAUUGUGAAAAUUGGAACUCGUUAAGCUUGACACUUUUUAACUUGUACCGACCUCAAUUUGUGCGUCACAUACUAAAUUAGAACUAGUUUUCAUGUGGCAAACUUACUGGGUAAAUUAAUACAUGAGAGUUUUAGCAUGUCUUCCAUGAUGUAGGAAAUAAAUGAUGUAGUGUCAAAGUGCAAAGUGUUAUGCUCAAUGCGUUCCCAAAGUCUCAAUGGGGUCUUUAAUAUUUAUUACUAUUAUUGCAUUUUAUUUUAUUUAUUUAUUGGAAGUGUUAUGUAGAACUGUGUUAUGUAUAUAAUUAUGUGUGACUUUAACGAAAACAUUGUGAUGUAGAUAUUUGAGUUUUGUAAAUAAAUGAUUAAAGAUAUUAUGUAUAAAUUGA
This is a messenger RNA of Plutella xylostella (diamondback moth), 5216 nucleotides long. It is a transcript of the gene alpha-Man-IIa, whose product is annotated as alpha-mannosidase 2. Gene Ontology annotation, molecular function: carbohydrate binding; alpha-mannosidase activity. Gene Ontology annotation, biological process: mannose metabolic process; N-glycan processing; protein deglycosylation. Gene Ontology annotation, cellular component: Golgi membrane. The record is from RefSeq and is a predicted model, not a curated record. NCBI's taxonomy places the organism in Eukaryota, Metazoa, Arthropoda, Insecta, Lepidoptera, Plutellidae.